UCGCCUUUACUCGACCUGACGAGGGGGCGAGCGCAAUCUACAACUGAACUGGUGGUGACUCCGCUGUUGCAAGAUCGGACGCCUUACUCGACACUAUCGCCGAUUAUCUCCUUGGCAGGGCAGGCACAGCGACUGAAACCCCUCCCUCGCUUCGUGUUGUCGACAACACCCUUCCGAAACAAGGCUCAAGCUCCCUAAGUCUCCCCUCAUGCCCGGUUUCGCCUCGAGAUAGAUUCAGAAGAGACGAAGAAUAAGAAGAAGACAAUCGUGGCUUCGGGUGCUUUCCCAACAGCAAGUAGGGAACGACGCGGACGAGAGCGAGGGCGCGGCCUCGAACCAGAGCCGCAGCUCUCGACACUAUACCGAAUUGUCAAUGGACCCCGCAGCCAUGGACUUUGUGAUGCACUCGUCGUCCCCUGAUCGGGCAGGCCUGACGCCCAUGGACAUAGACCAGCAACAACAACAACAACAGCAACAACCACAAUCAUUUUCCUCGCCUUGCCCAGGGUCACACACAGCAGAACCGAGUCGGCAUCCGGGCAUGCACCCAGGUCCUCGGGGCGGCGGAGGCACAUACGCAUACGAUCCAGUACACGCCAGCUCCCCAGGCGCCAGCUGGUGGCCACCGCAAUAUCACCACCACAACAAUAACCCGCAUCAAAGUUGGCAGCACCCAACCCUCGCUCCCUAUCCUCGGUCUGGCCCAAAUUUCUAUUCACCGAGCUACCCACCCAUCACCGGGCCUGGUCCGGGGCUCCCGCAAUCUAACCCCGGAAGUCAACCACACUACCCGCCAAUGAAUGGGCAAGAAAACUACAACCCACACGCUCAUGCACACCUUCACAUGCCCUCUUACUAUCCCGGACCCAUGAUGCCGAACUUACCCAGAAUCGGUGGACCACCUCCCACACAGAGCCAAAGCGGAUUCUUUGGGGGAGCUGGGGAUUCGCACGCGGGCCGGGCAGGUGGCUUGCCUUCAUUGAGUUCUAACCCGGCGCCGCGUCAAACCACAAGCAUGCCACAACCUCGCAGUCUGAAUCGCCAUUCAGUGCAUAAUGUUGAGCCCCCAUCCCCCACGAGACAGGAACCCAGGGGACAUUCGGGGGGGCGGACGAUUGAGGGAGAACACGCACAGCUAGCUUUACGCCCAACCUUGGGAACGCCAUCAAGCACCUUCGCGGCCCCCGAGUUUAUGCCCCGUAGAGAAUCAUCGGCUGCCGCCCUCGGCCGAUCUCGCACCGCGGCCUCCAGUUCAGAACCAUCCAGUGACGAAGAAGCAGAUCCCAACGACCCCGAGGCAGUAACGAUGCGUAGGAUGAUAGAGGCGGGCCUGCUUCCACCUUCAUUGACUGGUCCUGAAGAAACGAUCCGUCAACAGCAGCUUCUCAGGGGGUCUCUGCCAACGCGACGUGUAGCUUCAAGAAGUGCUAUCUCGUCGUUACAAAGUGUCACUAUCCAGGAUUUGCCUGAGAGCGAGAGGACCUGCAUAAUCUGUUACAAUGAGUUCGGCAUCGAGAACCCCGAGGGCAUCAAUGAGGCGCCCCUGCGACUUCCCAGAUGCAAACACGUCUUUGGCGACCAUUGUAUUAAGAAGUGGUUUGAAGAAUCUGACAGUUGCCCAUAUUGCAGAGACAAGGUCCCGUCUGAGCCUCAAUUUCGCCAGCAACGUCAUCACAUGAUGGGCUUCAUGGGUCGACAUGCGCAUCUCACAAUGCACGCGAUACCUCGUCCCCAACCUGGCUCGCCAGGCGAAUCUUAUCAAGUUCCAAGCUAUCGCCCCAGGGACACCCAUCGGGCCGCCUGGCAUGCUUCACCCGAGCGCCGCUCGCCAACGGGAAGACGCCGCCAUACCAGCCUGCGCGGAUCUCCUCCUUCUGUUCGACCUACGUCCUCCUACAUAUCGUCGACGACCCCUGGGCAGCCUUAUUACAACCUCCCUCAGUUGAGUUCGACUCUUGAUAGAGAUCAACUGCCGUUUCUAAUGGGCGUUCCGGCUGGCCAAUAUCCCAACCCCCUGCAUUCUAUGAAUUCUGGAAGUUCGACAAAUGCUGCAGACCCGUUCCGCCCAAACUGGCCUCAAGCAUAGGACGACGAGGACUUCUGGGCCGACGUUGUCCUAAAUCCUUUGGCAGUUAUGCGUGCACUUCGCCCUAGACGGCUCACCCGGGUGAAUGAAAUGAGCGAAGAGGAUGUUGACUAAGUUCUGCUCCCAAUCAUUGUGUCUCAAUGCCAUUCCCCCCAUCUAUAG
Pseudomassariella vexata is the source of this 2248-nucleotide messenger RNA. RefSeq lists its product as uncharacterized. Bases 374 to 2086 code for a protein of 570 amino acids. The record is from RefSeq and is a predicted model, not a curated record. The transcript has 4 exons. Lineage: Eukaryota; Fungi; Ascomycota; Sordariomycetes; Amphisphaeriales; Pseudomassariaceae.